Messenger RNA from Brugia malayi, 1215 nucleotides. Its product is annotated as oxidoreductase, short chain dehydrogenase/reductase family protein. The transcript is spliced from 8 exons. The coding region runs from base 1 to 1215 and encodes 404 amino acids. Gene Ontology annotation, cellular component: mitochondrion. The record is from RefSeq and is a predicted model, not a curated record. Lineage: Eukaryota; Metazoa; Nematoda; Chromadorea; Rhabditida; Onchocercidae.
AUGAUUACAACUGGGAAGUUUGCAGGACGGACAGUGAUCAUUACGGGGGCUUCUCGAGGUAUUGGUAAGGAAAUUGCCCUGAAGUUAGCAAAAGAUGGUGCUAAUAUUGUUGUGGCUGCAAAAACUGCCCAGCCACAUCCCAAACUACCAGGAACAAUCUAUUCAGCUGUCGAAGACAUUGAGAAGGCAGGUGGCAAAGGAUUGGCAUGCGUAGUUGACGUACGUGAUGAGCAAUCAGUAACAAAAGCAGUCUCCGAAACCGUCGAAAAAUUCGGUGGAAUCGAUAUUCUAAUUAAUAAUGCUAGUGCUAUAUCACUUACCGGGACAUUACAAACAACAAUGAAAAAAUUUGAUUUGAUGCAUCAGAUCAAUACACGUGGAACUUUCCUGAUGUCCCAAAAAUGCAUCCCAUUCUUGAAAAAUGGUAGAAAUCCUCACAUUCUGAAUAUCAGUCCACCACUAAAUAUGGCUAAACACUGGUUUACUAAUCACGUGGCGUAUACGAUGGCCAAGUAUGGCAUGUCAAUGUGUGUGUUGGGAAUGCACGAAGAGCUGCGACAUUUCAAUAUUGCUGUGAAUGCGUUGUGGCCAAGGACAGCAAUCUGGACUGUUGCGAUGGAAAUGAUUUCGACCAAAGCUGCUCAAAAUAAUUGUCGUAAGCCAACAAUUAUGGCAGAUGCUGCAUAUGCGUUACUUUCUCGUGAUAGCACUAAUUACACCGGAAAUUUUGUUAUCGAUGAAGAGAUUUUACGGGAAGAAGGAAUGAAGGAUUUUGAUCAAUAUUCCGUUAAUCCAGGAGCGACAUUAUUAGAAGACUUCUUUCUUUCUGAUGUUGCUGAAACAGCAAAUUUUGGAACAGCUACCUCAAUUUUGUCCUUGGAUGUGUUGAUAGAUGAAACUAAACAACGCAUCACUCCAGACAUAGUACAGAAAAUCCAAGCUAUCUACCAAUUCGAUGUGAUAGAAGGUCCAAAAAUUCAUAGCAUAUAUUUCAAUCUAAAGAAUGGACAAGGUGGUAUUCAUAAGUCAUUAGAUAAUACUCAACAUGUGGAUGUGCAUUUCACAAUAGAUCUACAAACGUUGUACAAACUAUUCAGUGGUGAAAUGCCACUGACGAUAGCAGUCACAUCUGGAAAAUUGAAAUUUGAAGGCAGCAUGGAAAAAGCUUUGUUAUUUUCGCAACUUUUUAAACCAUUAAAUAAGAGAAAAGCCUAA